AGAUUACAUGAUGGGAUUCACGUUUUCUCCAGAAAAGCUGUGUAUCUUGGAUCAAUACCGUUGAAGAUAUCUUCUGAUUGCAACACCCGAAGCAGGGUCCUGUAACAAAUUUGUCAAAAGAACACGUACAAUGGAUCUCAAAGAAAGCUGCCCAAGUGUUAGCAUUCCCAGCUCUGAUGAACACAGAGAGAAGAAAAAAAGAUUUACAGUUUACAAAGUGUUGGUCUCAGUUGGCAGAAAUGAAUGGUUUGUCUUCAGACGGUAUGCAGAGUUUGAUAAACUCUACAAUACGCUAAAGAAGCAAUUUCCCACCAUGAACCUGAAGAUUCCAGCUAAAAGAAUAUUUGGAGAUAAUUUUGAUCCUGAUUUUAUUAAACAGAGAAGAGCAGGACUGAAUGAAUUCAUUCAAAAUUUAGUUAGACAGCCGGAGCUAUGCAACCACCCAGAUGUCAGAGCAUUUCUUCAGAUGGAUAACCCAAAACACCAGUCAGAUCCAUCUGAAGAUGAAGAUGAAAGGAGCAGUCGGAAGUUAAACUCUACCUCACAGAAUAUCAACUUGGGACCAUCUGGAAAUCCUCAUGCUAAACCAACAGACUUUGAUUUCCUGAAAGUUAUUGGGAAAGGCAGCUUUGGCAAGGUUCUUCUUGCAAAACGAAAAUUGGAUGGGAAAUACUAUGCUGUCAAAGUGCUGCAGAAAAAAAUUGUUCUUAAUAGGAAAGAGCAAAAACAUAUUAUGGCUGAACGUAACGUGCUUUUGAAAAAUGUGAAACAUCCAUUUCUGGUUGGAUUACAUUACUCAUUCCAAACAACGGAAAAGCUUUACUUUGUCCUGGAUUUUGUUAAUGGAGGAGAGCUGUUCUUUCACUUACAAAGAGAACGUUCCUUUCCUGAGCACAGAGCCAGAUUUUAUGCUGCUGAAAUAGCCAGUGCACUGGGCUACUUACACUCCAUAAAUAUAGUGUACAGGGACUUAAAACCAGAAAACAUUCUCUUAGAUUCACUAGGUCAUGUUGUGUUGACAGACUUUGGACUUUGUAAAGAGGGGAUUGCAAGUUCUGAUACCACUGCAACUUUCUGUGGGACACCAGAAUAUCUUGCACCAGAAGUCAUUAAAAAGCAGCCCUACGACAACACAGUAGACUGGUGGUGCCUUGGUGCAGUUCUUUAUGAAAUGCUUUAUGGGCUGCCUCCUUUUUACUGCCGUGAUGUUGCUGAGAUGUAUGAGAAUAUUCUUCAUAAACCCCUAGUUUUGCGCCCAGGAAUCAGUCUUACAGCCUGGUCUAUUCUGGAAGAACUUUUGCAGAAAGAUCGGCAAAGCAGACUUGGAGCAAGGGAAGAUUUUCUUGAAAUUCAAAAGCACCCAUUCUUUGAAUCUGUCAGCUGGACUGAUCUUCUUCAGAAGAAGAUUCCACCACCAUUUAAUCCUAAUGUGGUCGGACCAGAUGAUAUUGGGAAUUUUGAUGCAGUGUUUACGGAAGAAAUGGUCCCAUACUCAGUUUGCGUUUCUUCCGAUUACAGCAUUGUUAAUGCCAGUGUCCUAGAGGCAGAUGAUGCAUUUGUUGGAUUUUCUUACGCACCACCUUCUGAAGAUAUGUUUUCCUAGGAAGUUAGAAACCAACAGUGUUUUGGAAGUCUUGAGGUGAACUGAAAUGUUAGGGUUAUGGACACAUUCCAAAAUAGUGUAACUAGUGCCUCGUUUUGUAUGUAGGUUUGAAACCUAUGAACAAACUUUCUCUGCUGUAUAGGAGGAAUUUGGGCGUUUUGGAUGGCUUUCUUUGGGGUUUGAAGUGUUUGUUCCUGCUGCAGAAAAUAUUUUUUAAAACCUUUAAAAAGCAUUCUUUACGUAUUUUUUAAGUAAAAACACUGACUGUUCUCCUUGGUCCCUUCAAGUUUACAUUCAUACCUAUCUUAAGAUUUGGCUGGAACAAACAGCAGCGAAUUUAGUAAAUUUAUAAAUUUAUAAAUGCUUUUGUACCUAUUUACAGUGACUUUGUGCUUGAAUUGUAACUAUGCAAAUCUUUUGUAUAUCCUGGUUUAAAAACGGUAAAUGUUUCCCUCUUCUAUCAGUUUGAAAUAUAUGUUAAUUUACCUGUCAGCACUUAAAUGAGGGGUUAAGACCUCAUAAGUUAAGACCAAGAUUCUUCAAAGGACUGCUACAGAAUGAAGUUGGUCAUGUAAAACUAGAUUGUUGCUCUUGCGCUUGCCGAAGUACCCAU
Molecule: messenger RNA, 2216 nt
Organism: Cariama cristata (Red-legged seriema)
Lineage: Eukaryota; Metazoa; Chordata; Aves; Cariamiformes; Cariamidae
Product: serine/threonine-protein kinase Sgk3
Exons: 16
Coding region: 131-1603 (490 amino acids)
Biological process (GO): protein phosphorylation
Molecular function (GO): ATP binding; phosphatidylinositol binding; protein serine/threonine kinase activity
Source: RefSeq, a predicted model, not a curated record